CACCCCUGAUGUAGUAGGAGGCUAGAAAAACAACGUGUAAAUCACCAUAAACGGAGUCCACGUCAACUUAUCUGAAGCAGUGUGGUCGGUUACUUAAUGAGGGGAAAGAAAACAACAUAUACUUUGUUUAUCAUCCCGGACAGGAAUUUACUGGUAUUUCGGUCUUGGUGAAUUGUUCCCUAUAAAUCUCAAAGUAGUGACUUUCUAGUGCGGAAACCUACUUUGGAGUCACUGCCCGAAGGGACAUGUAGCUCAGGGCUUCGACUGUUCAAAACUUCGGAAUUCGUAGAUUUGUGAAUAAGAGGCUCAAACUGUGAACCAGAUGUUGAAAAGAUGACCAUUUAUCUUUGGAUCAUACUCUUGGCACAACGUAGAGCAAUCCAUGGACUCCUGUUCACCAAGAACCCUACCAACCUCACAGUAACCCAGGGCAACACGGCUCGCCUGGGUUGUUGCGUCGAGGGCCUGAGUGAGCCGGAGAUUGUGUGGAUGAAGGAUGGGGAGAAGCUGUACAGCACAGACCAGAUGUACAUCCCCAUCGAGCAACACCACUGGGAGACCUUCCACAGUGUGAAGUCUGUCCAGCAACAGGAUGCAGGGAAGUACUGGUGUGAGGUAGAGUUCCAUGGCUUGACCAUCUCCUCUGAGCCCGCCUGGAUAACAGUCGAGGGUGUCCCCAACUUUAUACUUGAGCCCCAAGAUGUAGCCACGUUCCCUAGGGUGCCCUUUAACCUGACGUGUGCUGCUGUGGGCCCCCCGGACCCUGUGGAGGUGCUCUGGUGGCUGGGGGGAGUACAGAAGGGUGAUGCCACCUCCUCGCCAUCUGUACUCCGUGUUAACGGUGUGAAUAACAGCAUCAAGUUCUACUGCGAAGCCAAGAAUGCCAGAGGUAUCUCAGUAUCGCGAACAGGCACUGUGCACAUUAAAGUCCUCCCAGCAGCCCCUAAAGGUGUGCAGGUGGUCCACAUGGUGGAGAACAAUGUCACGCUGGCCUGGAGCCCAGGCUUCACUGGACACUCUGACCUGUCGGCCUGCACCAUCCAGAUGUCUAAGAACUCUGGGAGGAAGGUGGAACUUCUGGACCAGCGUGUAAAGGUUCCACCAUUCCAACAGAUCCUCAGUGGGCUGAGCUGCUACUCCAACUACAGUGUUCGAGUGUGCUGUGACAAUGAGGUUGGGACCUCCCUAUUCUCUGGCUGGCUGGACUUUCAGACACCAGAAGCAGUGCCCUCUGCUGCCCCCCAGAACCUGACAUUUGACCUAACGGAGCAGCAGCUGUCCAUGAACUGGGCGACUUUGGAGGACGAUGAGCUGCAGGGGAAACUGAUGGCCUACAAAGUCCAGUGGAACAUGGGAGGAGAAGGACAGGAGGCUCUGUUCUUUAAAGAGAAUGUGGCCCACCUGUCCGGUGGAGGUCGUUUCUUCAACGCCACCUUCCACGUGUCAGCGUGUACAGUGGCUGGUUGUGGGCCCUGGAGCCAGCCUGUACUGGUCAUGCCCGCCUCAGCAUUGGCAGCCCAGAUGCAGAGAGGUCAUAUGUGGGUGGGUCUUCUGUUGGGCCUGCUGGUGGCCACCAUGGUGGGGCUUCUCUUGACAGUCCUAGUGCACCGCAGAGGGAAGGAGACACAGUUUGGGUCUGUCUUCAAUCCCCCAGGGAAUGAGCGCUUGGUGUCCUUCACUGCAGCCAGGUCAUUCAACAGGACCUGCCCCGAGCUCCCAGAAUCCAGCUUGGACAGUUUGGGUAUCAAUAACGAUCUAAAGGCCAAACUGCAAGACGUCCUGAUCCCAGAAAGACUACUGACCCUCGGACACAUGUUGGGAAAAGGUGAGUUUGGCUCAGUGCGUGAGGCCUUCCUAAAGAUGGAGGACAGUACUGUACAGAAAGUUGCAGUGAAGGUGCUCAAAACGGAUAUCAACUCGUCAUGUGAUAUUGAACAGUGCCUGAAGGAGGCUUCUCAUAUGAAGGACUUCGAUCAUCCUAAUGUCAUCCAGCUCAUUGGAGUGAGUUUGCACAGUCGCCCUCAGCAACGGUUGCCCAUCCCCAUGGUUAUCCUGCCAUUCAUGAAGCAUGGGGACCUUCACACAUUUCUGCUCUUGUCCCGCCUUGGAGACGAGCCCUUUACCGUGUCACUGCAGAUGCUCAUACAGUUCAUGUUGGACAUCGCUCGUGGAAUGGCGUACCUGAGCAACAAAAGCAUCAUACACAGAGAUCUGGCUGCGCGCAACUGCAUGCUUAGUGAAAACCUGACAGUCUGUGUGGCAGACUUUGGGCUGUCAAAGAAAAUCUACAGUGGCGACUACUACAGACAAGGAUCUGUCUCAAAGCUGCCUGUCAAGUGGAUAGCACUGGAGAGCCUUGCUGACAAUGUCUACACUACUCAGAGUGAUGUGUGGGCAUUUGGAGUCACCAUGUGGGAGAUCAUGGCACGGGGACAGACCCCUUAUCCCGGGGUGGAGAACUCCGAAAUCUAUGAGUACCUCAUCAAGGGAGAGAGGCUCAAACAGCCACCUGACUGCCGAGACAACAUUUAUGAGAUCAUGCAUAGCUGCUGGAGCCCUGUUCCCAAGUGCCGCCCCAGUUUCCUGCACCUGAUUGACCAGCUGGAGGGGCUGUGGGCCAGCCUAUCCCCUGGGCCUAGCUGCAUUAAGGAGGUCCUUCUCUACGUUAACCUGGAGAAUGACAAGGGGGAGCAGGGGGCAGGGGCACUGGGUCCAAGGAAGGACCCCUUCUGGUCAGGAAUGCCCUCGCAGUGUGUGGGGAUGGAGGAGGAUGAGAAAGACUGGCUCGUGGUGUCUUCUGGGGCAGCUCUGGCUGUCGGUGGAGACUACCGCUACAUCAUCGGUCCUACCUGUCAUGGCACUGAAGAGGACGGUGGGAGGCAGGGGGACUCGAUGGAUACCUUGCAGCCAGACGUUAGGGAUGAGGAAUAUGAAGAUGCGUUCAUUAAUGUGUGAUUUUACAUUUCGACCACCAUGCUGCCUCCCCUGCCCUCCUUAACUGACCUUGUGUACAGAUCUCAGACUGGCAAGUUGGUUGUGGAGGGUUGGUCACUCACUACUGUCCUCCAGUGAAGUUUCUGAAAACGAAUGGAUGCUCACCAGCAUGACCUAACGGAGCAGAAUUGGAUUGAAGUUCAUAUCUCAAUGAACUUUUCUACCCAUUUUAUUUCCAGUUAUUCUGUCCUUUGUGUACAUUAUACUAUGACUUCACACCAAUACACACACACAAUCAGCCUCACUAUUACAUUGACAAAAAGCGCAGUAUAUUUUAGAUCUUGACUGAUACACAUUUCUCUUUUCAAUGGAAAACUCACUGACCGAGGCAUUAUUUAGUCUGUAGAUAUGUACCUUUUGAUGUUUUAGGGAAUGAAUUUAUUAACAAAUGCUGCCUACUAUAGGUAUUGAACAUUGGCAUUUGCUGCUUUGCGAACUUACUCCCUUUCAUACCCUAAACUCAAUAUAAUAAGCAGCUCCAGUCCAAAAGCCUCUAUUACACUUGUUCUUAUUUAACCUUAACAUUUUAAUGGACCACAACUGAAAUAAUCAUUUAAAGCAGUGGUCACCAAUCUGAGUUGAGAUUACUUUUGAGUCCAAAAGCAAGACAAGCUCUACCGCUCAGAUUUAUUUUGUUUUACGUAACCUUUCUGAAUUACAGUUCAUGUAAGGAAAUCAGUCAAUGGAAAAAAUUAAUUAUGCCCUAAUCUCUGAUUUCACAUGACUGGGCAGGCUCGCAGCCAUGGAUGGGCCUGGGAGGGCAUAGGCCCACCCAUUGGGGAGCCAGGCCCAGUCAAUCAGAAUUAGUUUUUCCCCACAAAAGGGUUUUAUUAGACAGAAAUAUCCUCAGUUUCAUCUGCUGUCCAGGUAGUUGGUCUCAGAUGAAGAAGCUGGAAGUGGAGGUCCUGGGCUGGUGUGGAUACACGUGAUCUGCGGUUGUGAGGCCUGGCAACAUUCCUGCAAUCAGAAUGCCACUUUCAAACUCCCUCAAAACUGUGGCAUUGUGUGACAACUGCAGCACAAGGUGCACUCGUGUAAUGAUCAUGCUGUUAAAUCAGUUUCUUGAUAUGCCACACCUGUCAGUUGGAUGGAUUAUCUUGGUUUAAAGAGAAAUGCUCAAUAACCAGGAUGUAAACAAAUGUGUGCACAAAAUUUGAGAGAAGCUUUGUGCAUAUGGGACUUUUUUUCAGCUCAUGAAACAUGGGACACACACUUUACAUGUAGAGUUUUUCAUUUUUGUUCAGUUUAUAUUUCAAAAUGUGAGGUAUGAUCACACCAGCAAUUGAUCAGUUGUAUUACUUGUAAGGCACAGCUGAGUGAGCAUAUAUUUGAAAUAAUAAAAAAUAAAUCUGGGCUGAUGGUGCCUGCAUCUGAUGGUCAGGCCCAGCUGAGGAAGAGCAGCAGACUGAGGGUCUGCCUCUCAACAUCUCCCUUCUCUCCCUUUCCUCCACUGACACUGACCAAAUAGGGACAGUCUGCCAGCUGAUGGCAAAACUCGAGUCGCACCGCAUAAUUUCUGCCUCAUGCACAAAUUCAUGUUACUCCUAUGAACUAUUUUAAUAGCAUAUAAGUGUUGAAUAAAAAGGUGUUGAGUAAGAACUUAAACUCACUCAAAAACAGCAGCUCUUUGCUGUAGUCGUUGACAGUCUCUCUAGUCAUGGUUUGAAAUCUCACAGUAUCAACAUUGCUGUAGUUUUUUUUUAUACAGUGGGGAGAACAAGUAUUUGAUACACUGCCGAUUUUCCUACUUACAAAGCAUGUAGAGGUCUAAUUUUUAUCAUAGGUACACUUCAACUGUGAGAGACGGAAUCUAAAACAAGAAUCCAGAAAAUCACAUUGUAUGAUUUAAGUAAUUUGCAUUUUAUUGCAUGAAAUAAGUAUUUGAUACAUCAGAAAAGCAGAACUUAAUAUUUGGUACAGAAACCUUUUGUUUGCAAAUACAGAGAUCAUACAUUUCCUGUAGUUCUUGACCAGGUUUGCACACACUGCAUUUUGGCCCACUCCUCCAUACAGACCUUUUCCAGAUCCUUCAGGUUUUGGGGCUGUCGCUGGGCAAUACGGACUUUCAGCUCCCUGCAAAGAUUUUCUAUUGGGUUCAGGUCUGGAGAGUGGAGUUUAGACCAAAAAACUAUAUUUUUGUCUCACCAGACCACAUGACCUUCUCCCAUUCGUCCUGUGGAUCAUCCAGAUGGUCAUUGGCAAACUUCAGACAGGCCUGGACAUGUGCUGGCUUGAGCAGGGGGACUUUGCGUGCGCUGCAGGAUUUUGAUCCAUGACGGUGUAGUGUUACAAUAAUGGUUUUCUUUGAAACUGUGGUCCUAGCUCUCUUCAGGUCAUUGACCAGGGCCUGCCGUGUAGUUCUGGGCUGAUCCCUCACCUUCCUCAUGAUCAUUGAUGCCCCACGAGGUGAGAUCUUGCAUGGAGACCCAGACCGAGGGUGAUUGACCGUCAUCUUGAACUUCUUCCAUUUUCUAAUAAUUGCGCCAACAGUUGUUGCCUUCUCACCAAGCUGCUUGCCUAUUGUCCUGUAGCCCAUCCCAGCCUUGUGCAGGUCUACCAUUUUAUCCCUGAUGUCCUUACACCCUCUCUGGUCUUGGCCAUUGUGGAGAGGUUGGAGUCUGUUUUGAGUUUCUGGAUAGGUGCAGUUAACAGGUAAUGAGUGGAGAACAUACGGACUUAAAAAUCAUACAAUGUGAUUUUCUGGAUGUUUGUUUUAGAUUCCGUCUCUCAAAGUUGAAGUGUACCUAUGAUAAAAAAUUACAGACCUCUACAUGCUUUGUAAGUAGGAAAACCUGCAAAAUCGGCAUUGUAUCAAAUACGUGUUCUCCACUGUAUAUCUAUUUUUUACACUCACUACUUUACUGCAGACACCGAUUGGCCAGCGGUAGGCCUAUAUAGCACUUGAUUUGCUCUCCGGGCCGCUGGGAAAGCAGAGUUAGUACCUUCAGACACAUGAAAUUAUUCAAAAUGGGAACACUUCACCUUCCCGGCACGCAGGGCAGCUGAAUGGGGUGCACCUACCGUCUCACUACUAAAAUAUUGAAUAGGAACGCAAGGCUUUAUCGCUGGGUUUUUACAGAAAUGUUUGGCGAUCGACGAGGAAUGCCUUGGAUCUUGGACAGUCCAUGGCGAUGACCGGUUGGUGACCACUGCCUUAAAGGGAUACUCCGAGAUUUUUGCAACGGCCUUUUUAUCUAAACUCAGCAAAAAAAGGAACCUGUUUUUCAGGAACCUGUCUUUCAAAUAUAAUUUGAAAAAAAUCCAAAUAACUUCACAGAUGUUCAUUGUAAAGGGUUUAAACACUGUUUUCCAUGCUUGUUCAAUGAACCAUAAACAAUUAAUGAACAUGCACCUGUGGAACGGUCGUUACGACACUUAACAGCUUACAGACGGUAGACAAUUAAGGUCACAGUAAUGAAAACUUUAUUAAGGACACUAAAGAGGCCUUUCUAUUGACUCUGAAAAACACCAAAAGAAAGCUGCCCAGGGUCCCUGCUCCUUUGCGUGAACGUGUCUUAGGCAUGCUGCAAGGAGGCAUGAGGACUGCAGAUGUGGCUAGGGCAAUAAAUUGCAAUGUCUGUACUGUGAGACGCCUAAGACGGCACUAAGGGGGGACAGGACGGACAGCUGAUCGUCCUCGCAGUGGCAGACCACAUUUAACACCUGCAUAGGAACGGUACAUCUGAACAUCACACCUGCGGGACAGGUACAGAAUGGCAACAACUUCCCGAGUUACACCAGGAAUGCACAAUCCCUCCAUCAGUGCUCAGACUGUCCGCAAUAGGCUGAGCGAGGCUGGACUGAGGGCUUAUAGGCCUGUUGUAAGGCAGGUCCUCACCAGACAUCAAUGUCGCCUAUGGGAACAAACCCACCGUUGCUGGACCAGACAGGACUGGCAAAAAGUGCUCUUCACUGACGAGUCGUGGUUUGGUCUCACUAGGGGUGAUGGUCUGAUUCGUGUUUAUUGUCGAAGGAAUGAGUGUUACACAGAGGCCUGUACUUUGGAGCGGGAACGAUUUGGAGGUGGAGGGUCCAUCAUGGUCUGGGGCGGUCUGGCAAAUCUGGUACAGUCCACGAGGAGAUGCACUGCAGUACUUAAUGCAGCUGGUGGCCACACCAGAUACUGACUGUUACUUUUGUUCAGGGACACAUUAUUCAAUUUCUGUUAGUCACAUGUCUGUGGAACUUGUUCAGUUUAUGUCUGUUGUUGAAUCUUAUGUUCAUACAAAUAUUUACACGUUAAGUUUUCUGAAAAUAAACGCAGUUGACAGUGAGAGGACGUUUACUUUUUUUGCUGAGUUUACUUCCCCAGAGUCCGAUGAAAUCAUGGAUACCAUUUUUAUGUCGGUGCAUGCUGUUUGAAGGAAGUUUCUAACUAGUGUUAGCGCAAUGACUUGAAAUCAUAGGAGAUACCCAUAGACUUCCAGUCAUUGCGCUAAUGCUAGUUAGCAUUGGCUCACAAAACUGCCUCCAACUUCCUUCAUACUGGACACGGAGACAUAAAAAUGGUAUCAACAACCUUCCUGACUCUGGAAAGUAGAUAAAGACCUCAUUGCCAAAAUCCCAAAGUAUCCCUUUACAAUUUUUGUGAAUUAGUUAUUUUGAAGAGUACCAUUGAGUAUUUAUGAAACAGGAUAAUAUGCAGAAGGUUGUGUAUGUAUUCAAUAACUAAUUUUACCAGUGUGAAUAUGGAUAUGAUCUGUUAAGACAUUAGCCUGAUAAAAUGGGAGUCUGUCAUUCACUGAUGCUCAAAAUGCUUACAGAGACACCUUUUGAUUUUGCUUAUAGGCUAUGGGAUAUCAGGGGACAUGUUUCUAAUAUGUAUAUUUUCUAUGUAGUUUUUGUAUAUUGUUAUAAAAUCAUUUCCAUAGAUACAACCCAAAUCAUUAAAAACAGUGACUUAUGAAGCUGAUGCUUUGUGAUACUCUGACCAGUCCAUCCUUACCAGCCUGUGCCUAGUUGUUUUUAGAUUUGUACAUAAAGCUACAAUGUAAUUCUCACCUCAAGUGUAAGUAAAUAAAAAGGGUUGGUUGUUU
This is a messenger RNA of Oncorhynchus nerka (sockeye salmon), 8030 nucleotides long. RefSeq names its product tyrosine-protein kinase receptor TYRO3-like. The transcript is spliced from 19 exons. Gene Ontology annotation, molecular function: ATP binding; transmembrane receptor protein tyrosine kinase activity; protein binding. Gene Ontology annotation, biological process: cell surface receptor protein tyrosine kinase signaling pathway; multicellular organism development; positive regulation of kinase activity. Gene Ontology annotation, cellular component: signaling receptor complex; plasma membrane. Lineage: Eukaryota; Metazoa; Chordata; Actinopteri; Salmoniformes; Salmonidae. The record is from RefSeq and is a predicted model, not a curated record. The coding region runs from base 334 to 2955 and encodes 873 amino acids.